This is a messenger RNA of Cucumis melo (muskmelon), 782 nucleotides long. RefSeq names its product major allergen Pru ar 1-like. The record is from RefSeq and is a predicted model, not a curated record. Gene Ontology annotation, cellular component: nucleus; cytoplasm. Gene Ontology annotation, biological process: abscisic acid-activated signaling pathway; defense response. The coding region runs from base 91 to 570 and encodes 159 amino acids. The transcript is spliced from 2 exons. NCBI's taxonomy places the organism in Eukaryota, Viridiplantae, Streptophyta, Magnoliopsida, Cucurbitales, Cucurbitaceae. Gene Ontology annotation, molecular function: abscisic acid binding; protein phosphatase inhibitor activity; signaling receptor activity.
AAUAGACCAUAUAUCCAUAACCCUUAAUCACCAAGCUCAUAUCUAAAGCCUUUAUAAGUACUAAUUGUUUUUUUCUAAAGCUACAUAGCAAUGGGUGUUUUCACAUUCGAAAACGAAGUAACCUCAGUGGUUCCUCCAACUAAAUUCUUUAAGGCAUUUAUCCUUAACGCUGACAAUCUUUACCCUAAGAUUAUCCCAAAUCAACCUCAAACUGAAAUUGUUGAAGGUGACGGUGGCGCUGGAACUAUCAAGAAGAUCACCUUCAAUUAUGGAGGGGAAUUGAAAACUAUAAAACACAGGCUGGACGUAGUGGACGAAGCAUCGUUAACAUACAAAUACACGGUGUUAGAAGGAGACCUUAUUUCAGAAACCAUUGACCAAAUUGUUAAGGAAAUUAAGGUAACGGAAGGUCCUGACGGAGGUUCCAUUUUGAAGAGCACUAGCAUUUACCACACCAAAGGAGACAACCAACUCGACGAGGGAAAACUCAAAAGCGGCGAGGAAAAGGGAUUGGCUCUUCUCAAAGCUGCCGAGGCCUACCUCUUGGCCAACCCUGCUGAAUACAACUAAUUAUAAAACCAAAUUUAUACAUAAAAUAUAUGCAUUUUGAGUUAUUUUUAUGUGUGUGUUAGCCUUUCUUCUAAUAAGGGGCAUUGGAUUGUGUCUUGUGUCGAGUUGUAUGCUUCUGAGUUGUGGGUGAAUUGUAAUUUUCAAAGGGUAAAAAAGAAUGUUAUGUUCAAGUUGUAUUAUUGCUUUCAAUAAAAUGAGUUGGCCUUAUUAUA